This is a messenger RNA of Gasterosteus aculeatus aculeatus (three-spined stickleback), 2739 nucleotides long. RefSeq names its product RAB11a, member RAS oncogene family (gene rab11a). The record is from RefSeq and is a predicted model, not a curated record. Gene Ontology annotation, molecular function: GTP binding; GTPase activity. NCBI's taxonomy places the organism in Eukaryota, Metazoa, Chordata, Actinopteri, Perciformes, Gasterosteidae.
GAAUAGAAGAAGUAGAAGAAGACAUUGCGGAAGUGCGGCUCCCAAACAGAUUCCCGUUGGAACAGUGGAUUUCUUCACAUCGCCGUCCUCCCAUUAAAUCUCAGACUAACCGUUUACAGCUACGACGAUGGGCACCAGAGAUGACGAAUAUGAUUAUUUGUUCAAAGUGGUCCUCAUCGGCGACUCGGGUGUGGGGAAGAGCAACCUGCUCUCCAGGUUCACCCGCAACGAGUUCAACCUGGAGAGCAAGAGCACCAUCGGGGUGGAGUUUGCCACGCGCAGCAUCCAGGUGGACGGCAAGACGGUGAAGGCCCAGAUCUGGGACACGGCCGGCCAGGAGCGCUACCGGGCCAUCACGUCGGCGUACUACCGCGGGGCGGUGGGGGCCCUCCUCGUCUACGACAUCGCCAAGCACCUGACCUACGAAAACGUGGAGCGCUGGCUGAAGGAGCUGAGGGACCACGCCGACAGCAACAUCGUCAUCAUGCUGGUGGGCAACAAGAGCGACCUGCGCCACCUGCGGGCCGUUCCCACCGACGAGGCGCGGGCCUUCGCAGAGAAGAACGGCCUAUCUUUCCUGGAGACGUCGGCUCUGGACUCCACCAACGUUGAGACGGCCUUCCAGACCAUCCUGACAGAGAUCUACCGCAUUGUCUCCCAGAAGCAGAUGUCGGAGCGCCAGGAGAGCGACAUGUCGCCUAGCAACAACGUGGUCAACAUCCAGGUUCAGCCCACUGAGAACAAACCAAAGAUGCAGUGCUGUCAGAACAUCUAGCCCAGGUCUAUCUGCUGCCCCCCCCCACCCCCCUCCCCCAUCUUCCUCUCCCACCUUCUCUCCACAGCCCCCUCCCCCUCCCCCCCCUUCCCAAAGCCCCCAGAAAAUAGACUGCCUCGGUCGUACUGCGUGGUGUGUGAGCGACGAGCCACAGCUCUCCAGGCUGUGACCCGGACUCUGCACCCCUCUGUGCCCCCCCUCCCCGCCCUUUACCCCCCCCCCCCCCACCGCCCCAGGUAAAUACAUCCCAGUAUAAAACGUCACCGCAUGGGGUGACCCCCCCCCCCCACCCCAAGCAGAGCCCCUCUGUUGUUAGGCUUCUGCAGGACAGCAGGCGUUUCAUAUCACUUUAGCUUCAUUACUGUAGAUGCGCUGACGUGUCACAAAAUGUCUUAAAAUAUGAAUGUGAUUUGUUUUCUUUCUUUAUACUUUGAUGAUUUCUCCAUUUUUUUUCUUGUCUCAUAUAUCUACUUAUGGUAUGUAUAUGAAUUUAAAGCACAUCAAAGUUGCUCUGAAGUGUAUUCCCAUAUGCACCCCCCCCCCCCCCCCCCCCCCCCCACACACACACACAGUCUCUCUUCUUUAGUGCAAUUUACUGUUUUGGAAAAACCACAUGGAUUGUAUCGAGCGCAGCGUACUGAAACAUUCAACCUUUUGUAGCUCUUUGUUGCGCGUAGCGCGUUGCCGCGGUAACGGCAGUCAGACGAGAAGUUCAGGACCGGAUGUAACAACAUUGUGGUGAAAUCUGGAGUUUAAUGUGUCGUUUUUACAGCUGAACGUUAACGUCGGGGAUUCGUGGGCCAAUCGUCACGGCAACGUUGUGAUCAAAGACACGCGUUAGUCCGGCGUAACGAAAGCGCCACGUUGGACUACGAACUAUGCAGAAACCAGCACGUGGCUGUUUGGAGUCCCUGUGCACUUCUACAAAUGGAGGAAUGAAAUCACAGCAGGAGUAAAUGAUUUAGUACCGUCUUAGUUCUGCUCGGCACCGAACCACAGGACCGUAGCAAGGAGACACUUGAGAGGAAGUAGGAAAAGGAAACGCCAGGCUGAACCCGUCGCAAUCUGUCACUCAAUCUUAUCUUCACACGCCUGCUUGAUUUAAGAUUCAUUUCACUGGGAGAAUCUGGACCUCGGUGGCCUUAAAAAAAGAGAGAACAAAGAUGCUUUCGCGACCUCGUUUCCUCGACUCCUCUGACCUCAGAGAAAAGAGUCGAGGAAACGCCCCCCCCCCCCCGUUAGCCCCGCCCCCCGCCCGCCACAUUACGCCUCCGUGCACCAAGCUGCCUCUGACUUCAACAACGCAUGGCUUUCUGUUACGACUGCAACUCCGCGUCGUAUCGCCUUACGUAGCUAACAUUCACCGUCCUGCUGAGUGCUAUGCUAGCUAGCAUGACAGGCUAACUGCUGAGUCUGCGAACCGACGCGAUGCCUGAUGGGGGUUAGCGGCCUGAUGUGUGUGUGUGUGUGUGUGUGUGUGUAUUUAGAGGCAGCGGGUUGAUGGGUAGCUCUGGAGCGUGUGGCGCUCGGCUGGCGGCGCCAGUGGCGUUUUCUGGGGGGUUUCUUUCCUUUUCCUGGAACAGGACGGCGGCGGCGCCAGCCGAGCUCCUCCGGACUCACUUAGCCGGCAAUCCGUGGACUAUUUCCUCCCUCCUGGAAAUCUGAUUUCUGAUCCUGCGUCACGUACCUCCAUUGUUCUGUGUUUGUUUUUUUUGUUGCUGUUUUUUUUAAGCCGUGUUAUCUUUUUUUUUUUACUAUAUAGAACUCUAUAACUGACUGUAAUUCCAGUAUAAACGUAUUUGGAAUGAAAUGUUAUUUCAACGGAUUUGAAGGGGUUAAAUGUGAGAGGGGAGUCAAAAUGAAUGGUUUUAUGUUUUUGUACAGAUUGAUAAAUUGUACAAUUGUGUCUAUAUCUUAAGUUAUCAGUUCAUCUUAAUAAAGCGCACCAGUCAUAAACCUUUUUA